AUGUCGCUCAUAGCUCCGUACGCAAAAGAACACCAAGAUACCAAUGGCCCCGGAGACGCCCGUCCUACCGCCCUUGGGAUUGUACGAGAUCAAUCCUUGGAUGGCCAGCUUAGGGGAAAGGUUAUCCUCGUGACUGGAGGCACCUCUGGCAUCGGCUUCGAAACAGUGCGUGCGCUGCAUGCCACUGGUGCUGAUGUGUACUUCACCGGGCGUGACGCUGAAAAGGGCAAAAAGGCUGAAGCAGAGCUCCGCUGUGACAACAAGCCGGGAAAACUCGAGUAUAUGGAAAUGAGCUUGGACUCUCUCAAGAAUAUACGAGAGUUUGCUGCCGACUUCUUGGGCCGGACAUUGGGCAGGCUUAAUAUUCUAGUCUGCAACGCUGGUAUUCGUGGAUAUCCAAAAGGAACAACUGAAGAUGGCUUUGAGCUGCAUUUUGGAACCAACCACCUCGGGCAUUUUGCUCUUUUCCAAGCCCUCAAAGAUGCUUUACUCGCAUCGAGCACGCCAUCUUUCCACUCUCGAGUCGUCUGCCUCUCAGCGUCGGGCCACCGCCAAUCGGGCAUCCGUUUCGACGAUAUCAACUUUGACCGCCAAGAUGAGUACCAGCCGCUACUCGCAUACGCGCAAUCCAAAACAGCAAACAUUUACAUGUCAUUCGAGAUGGAAAAGCGCUACGGCGCCAGCGGCCUGCACGGCUUGGCGGUCCAUCCGGGAGGCAUCAGCGGCACGAGGCUCAACAGAAUGACGCCCGAGUCGGAGCUCAAUGCCCUGACUGGGGAUCCGCUUGUCGCGCAAAGGAUGAAGAGUGCUGAGCAGGGCGCUGCCACGACGGUGUGGGCGGCGAUAUCGCGCGAGUGGGAAGGCAAGGGCGGUGUGUUUCUGGAGGAUUGCCAGGAGAGCGAGCUGUGGAGGGGAGAUGCGACGGUUCUUGCGCCGGGACAUGCGGCGCAUAUUCACGAUGGGGAGAGUGCGGCGCGUCUUUGGGAUGUAAGCUUGGGGAUGAUUGGGUUGAAUGAAUAG
This is a messenger RNA of Trichoderma atroviride IMI 206040, 1020 nucleotides long. RefSeq lists its product as uncharacterized. Lineage: Eukaryota; Fungi; Ascomycota; Sordariomycetes; Hypocreales; Hypocreaceae. The record is from RefSeq and is a predicted model, not a curated record.